GCCAGGUCUUCACCGCUGCCCACUCUCAUUAAUAAGGGCUGGCUGCAUUCAGCACUAGCUGGCAGAUGACAGCUCAGUUUCUUAAAUGGCUCAACACAGAGUGCAGUGCAAUGACCGGCAGAAAGAACUUCUCCUCUUCUCUUGCAGCAGGAAGCUUCCCAGAAGGAUGGCCUCCCUCUUGGAGCUGAAGGAAAUCUUCCGCAAUGCUGAUGCAGUGUGCUUUGAUGUGGAUAGUACAGUCAUCAAGGAAGAAGGAAUCGACGAGCUGGCGAAGUUCUGUGGAGUUGGGGAUGCUGUGGCAGAAAUGACUCGGAGAGCUAUGGGAGGCUCCGUGACAUUCAAAGCUGCUUUAACGGCACGACUAGGACUUAUACGUCCCUCCUGGGAGCAAGUGCAAAAACUAAUUUCAGAACAUCCUCCUCAGCUCACACCAGGCAUAAGGGAGCUGGUAAGCAGGCUUCACCAGCGAGGCAUCCAAGUCUUCUUAAUAUCCGGAGGGUUUCAGAGCAUUGUGGAGCACGUCGCUUUACAGGUACCUGUGAUUCUCUGCAACCCACUGAAGCAAUUGCACAUGCUGCCCAAGUAUCUAACUCCUCCUCCCCAUAUGUUUUUAGGAGAAUAUGCAGGGUUUGAUGAGACACAACCAACAGCUGAAUCAGGUGGAAAAGGAAAAGUUAUCAGUCAUCUGAAGGAACAGUUUCACUUUAAGAAGGUAGUUAUGAUUGGAGAUGGAGCUACAGACAUGGAGGCAUGUCCCCCUGCUGAUUGCUUCAUUGGAUUCGGAGGAAAUGUAAUCAGGAAACAAGUAAAGGAGAAAGCCAAAUGGUACAUCACUCACUUUGACGAACUGCUUAAAGAACUGGAAGAACGAUAAGUUAUACAGUAACAUAGUAUUUUUAUUAACAAUUAUAGUAGAUCAAUAUAUACAAUGCAAUUAAACAUAUUUUUGUUUGCACAA
This is a messenger RNA of Trachemys scripta elegans, 958 nucleotides long. RefSeq names its product phosphoserine phosphatase (gene PSPH). NCBI's taxonomy places the organism in Eukaryota, Metazoa, Chordata, Testudines, Emydidae. The coding region runs from base 86 to 874 and encodes 262 amino acids. The record is from RefSeq and is a predicted model, not a curated record. The transcript has 5 exons. Gene Ontology annotation, cellular component: cytoplasm. Gene Ontology annotation, molecular function: L-phosphoserine phosphatase activity; magnesium ion binding. Gene Ontology annotation, biological process: dephosphorylation; L-serine biosynthetic process.